Molecule: messenger RNA, 1500 nt
Organism: Camelus dromedarius (Arabian camel)
Lineage: Eukaryota; Metazoa; Chordata; Mammalia; Artiodactyla; Camelidae
Gene: C11H22orf23
Product: chromosome 11 C22orf23 homolog
Exons: 6
Coding region: 89-1114 (341 amino acids)
Source: RefSeq, a predicted model, not a curated record
UAGUUUGGACGUAUCACCCAACAGGCACGGCUUCCCUAACGCCCCCUUCCUCCAGAGCGGGCUUCCCUGACACAGGCGCCAGGUCAGGAUGAGGUCUCGGUUCGCGUGUGUAUUAUCUGCCAGUGGAUCUGUUGAGGGUGGGAGAAUCGGGCACUGUUGCGAUAUUGACGCGCGGUGUCACGAUUCUCUUGCGACCCGACCCCCGCUCCCAAACUUGGGGUUGCGGGAACAGAGAUUGGACCUAAGAGACAGGAGGUGUGUCGUUGCGUUUUUCCCUCCUCAGAGCCCUCCCAUGGCUUCCCAGGAGAGGGUGGAGACAGCAACGAAAGGAACGGGGUUCUGGCGCUGCCCCAAGCCGGCCACUUACACCCCAGGAACCUGUGAGCUGCUCAGAGUGAUGAUGAAAGAAUCCAAACUGACUAACUUCCAACAGCGCCACAUCAUGGACACCAUGAAACGAGGAGACCCUCUCCCUCUACAGUGCAGCCCAGCUUCCAGCCAGAGGGUCUUGCCUUCCAAGCAGCCAGCCUCGGCCAUCUACCUGCCUCCCAUCCUGGCAGCUCGGUCCCACCUCCGGCCUGCCAGCAAGUGCCAGGCCAACGGGGCCUACAGCCGGGAGCAGUUCAAGCCUCAAGCCACCCGAGAUCUGGAGAAGGAAAAGCGAAGACUGCAAAAUAUUUUUGCCACCGGGAAGGAGCCAGAGGAACGGAAAAGCAAGCCCUCUCCUGUGCGACAGGAGGACCCAGCCCCGGAGCUGGACCGCUUUGAAGAACUGGUGAAGGAAAUCCAGGAGAGGAAAGAAUUCCUGGCUGACAUGGAAGCCCUGGGGCAGGGCAGACGGUACCAAGGGAUCAUCCUCACUGAAAUCUCCCAGAAACUACAGGAAAUGGAAGACAUUGACCACAAGAGGAGUGAGGAACUUAGGAAGGCUCUAGCCACCACUUUAUCUGUCUCAAGAGGGGCGGGAAGCCCAGCCUCCACCACUGGAACACCCACCCCCUUGCCAAACAGGGUCACCCCCAGGUCAGCCCAGCCACCCUGGCCUUCAGCCAUGUCAGAUGGCUGUAUAUCACUGCCCCUGCCUAGGGUACCCCAGACAGAGACAGCACCCUAGAAAGUAGACUGAUCCUCCUGGAUACCUGGCCCAAGGAUCCCAGGUCAGCUGAGCCUCUGAGACCAGUCACAGAUACAGACACGCACCAAGACACACGACUUGGAGUCUUUUCUCAGGGGAAGAGUCCCCCCAUACACACUGAAAGCAAGGCCCAGGUCUCACCAUCUCGGGCGUGGGUCUAAGGGUGGCCACUGGGCCCUCUUCCCACUACCUCACCCACUGUGUGUCCCCAUGUCCUCCACAUUUGAUUCUCUGAACUUAGGAAUGAAUGACUCCUUUCUUCCUACGUGUCUUAGGACCUACUUAUAUGACUUCUUACCACCUUGGGCAAAUGUUUAACCACUAUGAUUAACUGGCCAAUGAAACACGUUUAACAUAGGUCAUUA